Branchiostoma floridae (Florida lancelet) is the source of this 5782-nucleotide messenger RNA. Its product is annotated as neurotrypsin-like. The coding region runs from base 1066 to 4824 and encodes 1252 amino acids. NCBI's taxonomy places the organism in Eukaryota, Metazoa, Chordata, Leptocardii, Amphioxiformes, Branchiostomatidae. Gene Ontology annotation, cellular component: membrane. Gene Ontology annotation, molecular function: serine-type endopeptidase activity. The transcript is spliced from 21 exons. Gene Ontology annotation, biological process: proteolysis. The record is from RefSeq and is a predicted model, not a curated record.
GUUGUGUCGGGUUCCUGACCUGUAUUUCAUACUCACAGCUCGUCAACAGUGCUGAGGACUGGCGCUGGAGACCUCAGACUCUUCACAUAAAAACUUUUACAUAAACCGCGUCAGUUUCGCGAACAAGAACGUUCAUACGAGCCGAGGACGUGCCAGGAGAACAGCACCGGUCGUGUCUGCGUGUCCUUGCGGGGUGAGACGGACCCAGCCCCGAGAAGGGGUAACGCUGUGACCCGGUCCCUCCGUGGCUCAUGGUUGAGCAGUCCGCGUGAUUGAAAGGCCGGAUACAGGUUAACAAGACCAAGGUGGAUGGGAUAUUUAACUCGAUAAGGAGCGAGACGGUCACUCGGUGUAACAUCUCCGGUCUACCCGCCUCCGUGUUGAACAAACCCGUAACAGAUCCGUACAGUACUAGUGUUCCACAGACCGUAUCGUAAGGACCGAGGAAAACGACUGUAGUGGCGGGAAGACCAAGGAUACGAUUCGUGUUUACGGGGCCAAGUUUUGCGGGCUGUCGUCCAACAAUAAUCCGUACAACAACCACCGGAGUUUCUCGGAACGGAACAACAAUGGAAAGUUGUUCGGGAUGGAGCGUUUAGGGAAAAAUUUCAAAAAUGAUUCGGGGCGUUUUUAAUGCGGUUUCCGGUUGCGCUCUGACGUGUCUGGGAGCGCCCUGGCGUAUAUAAGGCAGUGGAAGUGUUCUCCGUGCAGUUACCGAAGAAACCGGGCGAGUCAGGCGAGUUUAUGUACACGCCUGUACCACUGUUUUAGAAACAGCGUUCAUCCCUACUUCCUGCAACACAUCGUGACGGUGUCUGACGACGGGGAAAGGUGUGCUGAGAGUUCACGAGUUUCCGGUCUGUGCGCGCUCACCUGAGUUCCUUUGGCCGAUCCACCCAGGCGGCAUUCGUAGGUAGCGCCGCGGGCAUGUCGGAGCAGUAGUCGAGCCGGUCCGUCAUUGGUUUCUCACCGGGGGAGGGAGAGAGGUCGGGCAGCACUGUGUGAACCAUACACACCACAAGCACAACACACGGGAGAGCGUACCUACGGACACCACACUACACCAUGGACAGGACGGUUUCUGUCGCCGCACACGCGCUAUUGCUGCUGCUAGUCGUGAGCUCUGAGGUCAGCAGGCGGGCGGAGGGACGCACAGUGCCGCAGGUGAACGAGAGAAUACGACAUUUCAGAAGUCGAAUGGUCGCUGCAGGCCGAUUGCAAUUGAGAGUACCGACGGGCGAGGUCCGGCUUCGCGGCGGCGGUGACGGCGUGACGCACAGGGGACGGGUGGAGGUGCACCAUGACGGCACCUGGGGGACCGUCUGUGACGACGAGUGGGGAAAACCUGACGCUGACGUCGUCUGCAGACAGCUGGGGUUUCCACGGGGGUCUUUAAAAGCCACGAACCGGUCGGCGUUCGGUUCUGGUGGGCUGGAGUUCAUGCUCGAUGACGUAGCGUGCACGGGCGAGGAGGUGUCACUGGCCGACUGCCGCCACAACGGCUGGGGCGAGCACAACUGCCGCGAGAACGAGGCUGCGGGCGUCAUCUGCGCCACAGACGAUGGUGACGGUCAGGAGUGUGACCUGAACGAGAACGGGUUUUACGUUGGGAACGAGAACGUCACGACGAUUGGCGGAGAGUGCCUCAGCUGGCACAGCCUCGUCAGCACCGGAAAGUUCCCGGAUGAGGCCGGGCUUGGGGACCACAAUUUCUGCAGAAAUCCCGAUAAGGACAUUCUGCCUUGGUGCUUCUACCGGAAAUCGGACGGCCGAGUCCAGUGGGGCUACUGUACAUGUACAAAAGCCGUCCCCCCGUGGAACGCGGCGAUCCCCGCCCCCGGGCGGCGCUGGGUCCGGCCCAUCGCCCCCGCCACCAUGUUCGGCAACUGGAACCCUCAGCCUCCAGUGAGUUCCUCUGUCGAGAACUGGCAGGGACUGGCCGGCGUCUUGAUCUAUGGGAACGAUGUGGUCGUUGCAAACAACCACGACGGCUACGAUAUCCGAUUGAUAGACGGCGACAACGUCUACGAGGGCCGAGUGGAGGUCUUCCAUGACGGCGAAUGGGGGGCGGUGUGCGACGAUCUGUGGGAUAUCAAGGACGCAAACGUCGUCUGCAGGGAACUGGGGUUUCCUGAUGGAGCCGUGGAGGCCACCACUCGGGGUAGAUUCGGCCAGAGCAGCGGCAACAUCGUUCUGGAUGACAUGCUGUGUACCGGGACGGAAAUUUCACUCAGGGACUGCAAGCACAACGGGUGGGGCCGCCAUGACUGCGUGGAUGCGGAAGCGGCGGGGGUCGUGUGCCGAUCCCAGACUCCACCGGAUUUGGGAAUCCCCGUCACAGAGAGCACAGACACUAGCAUUGACACUGGCGGAGCCUCCGACACGGAAUCCGGAGGUACUUCCGGAUCAGACUCCGGAGUCGCCUCCGGUGGUGAGUCCGGAAUCGCAUCCGGAUCUGAAUCCGGAGGUGCCUCUGGUACUGAGUCCGAAGAGACUUCCGCGGUGGGAUCCGGUGAGCUUCCGGACGCUGAGUCCGGAGAAAUCUCUAUUCCGGAAUCCGGAGAAAUCUCUAGCCCGGAGUCCGGAGAAAUCUCUCACUCGGAAUCCGGAGAAACCGAGCAUGAUGACGUCACUUCUGCAGAGACUCAAGAGUCGGAGGAACUCCUGCCGGUCCCAACCAUUCGCCUGGUAGGGGGGACGAACAGCAGGGAGGGACGGGUGGAGGUGUUCCUGGACGGCCGAUGGGGGACCGUAUGUGAUGACUCGUGGGACGAGAAGGACGCGCAGGUCGUCUGCAGACAGCUCGGCUUCAGUGGUGACGUCAGAGCGUGGCCACGUGCGCACUUCGGUCAGGGCACCGUCCCCAUUCUCAUGGACGAAGUGAGCUGCCAAGGUACGGAAGCGAACCUAGCGGACUGCCGGCGAGCUACAGAGGACCGAAUGGACUGCCGCCACACAGAGGACGCGGGCGUGACGUGCGGAGUACAAGAAAGUGAGGCCUUGUUCAGUUUGUUCUUCAUGUCUCGCCUUCCUACUUCAUUUCCCGUAGCCGAGGAGGAGCCAGCCCCGGUGUCUGUCCGGCUGGUGGGCGGGAGCGAGCCGUCGGAGGGCCGAGUGGAAGUGUACCACGGCGGGGAGUGGGGCACCAUCUGCGACGACAACUGGGACGACAGGGACGCAGAGGUGGUCUGCAGGGAGCUCGGCUUUGUCGGCGGCACCGCGAAGGCCUGGUCACGAGCUCGCUUCGGCAGGGGAACGGGGAACAUCCUGCUGGAUGACGUCAUCUGCCUCGGGAACGAGCCGACCAUAGCGAGCUGCAGCAGUAACGGCUGGGGCGAGAACAACUGCGACCACUCCGAGGACGCGGGGGUCACGUGUUCGGUACAGCAAGAGUACCAGAUCCGGCUGGUGGGCGGGGAGAGUGAGAACGAGGGCCGUGUGGAGGUGCUGUAUAACGGGCAGUGGGGAACCGUGUGCGACGAUCGCUGGGACGAGGCUGACGCAAAAGUCGUCUGCGCGCAGCUGGGGAUCGAGGGAGCGUCGGAAGCAAUCGGGAAGGGUGCGUUCGGCAGGGGGGACGGCCCGAUUCUCAUGGACGAGGUGCGGUGCGAGGGUACCGAGAAGUUCCUGUCUGACUGCCCGCGGUCCAACUGGACUGUGCACGACUGCUCACACAUGGAGGACGCCGGGGUCAGGUGCAACGUGCGGCCGGCAACGCCGCAGAGGACAGGUCCAACCAUACGCCUAGUGGGCGGUGCCAAUGAGAAGGAAGGGAGGGUGGAAAUCUUCCACAACGGCCAGUGGGGGACCGUGUGUGACGAUCACUGGGACAAGAAGGACGCUGCAGUCGUCUGCAGGCAGCUCGGAUACACAGGCACGUCGCUAGCUCGGACAGGGUCUUACUUCGGGCGGGGCGAGGGAGUGAUCCAGUUGGAUAACGUGGACUGCGUCGGGACGGAGACCAGCCUGGACAUGUGUCCGCACCCCGCCUGGCAGGCGCACGACUGCAGUCACAAGGAGGACGCGGGCGUCAUCUGCGACUUCGACGAGACCUCGUUUUCGGGAGAGUGCGGGCGGAGGUACGUGCUUCCGCAGACGGCCACGCGGGAGCAGCGCAUCGUGGGCGGCUCGGAGGCGACCCACGGCGCCUGGCCCUGGAUGGUCGGGCUGAAGCUGAAGGACGGCCGCCACUCCUGCGGGGCCACCCUGGUGGGGGACUGCUGGGUCGUCACGGCCGCACACUGCUUCCACAGGUACCGUAAGGAGGAGUACAUCGUGCGGGUGGGAGACUUCCACUACGCCCGCCGGGAGCCCUACCAGGAGGACUUCCUCAUCGAGGACUUCUUCACCUACUUCUACGAUCACGACUCCACCAACAACGACAUCGCGCUCAUCAAGCUGCAGCGGAACGACGGCCGCUGCGUCAAGACAGGACAGUUUGUUAACCCUAUUUGCCUGCCCGAGUCCGAAAACCAGUUUAGGGAGGGACACCCUUGUUAUAUUGCAGGCUGGGGAAGCGACGGCCACGGCUACUCCGCCACGCUCCGCCAGGCGCGCGUCCCCCUCAUCUCUCGCGAGACCUGCCGCCGGCGCUACGGCUGGAAGUUCCUGGACAACAUGUUCUGCGCGGGCGUGAUGGCGGGAGGAGUCGACUCGUGCCAGGGCGACUCGGGCGGCCCGCUCAUGUGCGAGCAGGACGGACGGUGGACGCUGUGGGGCGUGACGUCCUGGGGCUACGGAUGUGGAAUCAGGAACUUUCCCGGUGUGUACACCAGGGUUUCCCGAUUCACCUCCUGGCUCAACAGAAUAAUGGGUGAGGAAUGAUGACGUCACGACGAUACCGACGUCACCAUCCGUCACCUGUUGCUGGUGCCCGUGUAUGAUGACGUCAUGUUUCUGGUGACGUCACCAAACAAGGGUAUCGUGGAUAGAUGUAGGUUAUAUGGAAGGGAGGGGGUAUAAUUAUUUCUGUCUUAUGUGGGCGAAUGAUGACGUCAUUUAUGUCAUCAUGCGUCAUAUGUGACGUUAAAUGUACGAAAAGUGAUAUCAAUUUUGGACAUCAUUGGAUUGUGUAACAUGGCAACAGGUAUAUUAUCGAUAUUUUGUGUUAUUUGUAAAUAAAUGUGUAAAAUGAUUAUAAAAAUGUUGGUUAAUGGUAACACUAAAAGCUCUUAAGUAAUGGUGAACGUAGUGUAAAACUUUAGAUUAUUAGCUGAUGUUGGACAUGAAUUUCAUUGUUCCUCUAGUUACAAUUAAAGAGUGUAGAGACAUGAAAAAAACAUUUAACAGCUGGGAACAUUUCGGAAAACAUGCACCAUAAACCGUGAGAACGCAGUGCCCCCGCGACCCGGGAAUAGUGGGGUAAGGGACCAAAGUACAAGGUUCAAGAACGUCAGAAUAUCGUGAGGCCUACUUAGAUACUGCUUAUACUAGUAUAGAUUGUGGUUAUAUUUUUUGGCGCUAUUACCAAACUAUAAAUAUUGAUGCAAACUUGUUGAAAACAUCUGCUUAUUCGUUACUGUGCUACAAUUGUGAUGGAAGGCGUUUCGAAGGCGAUUGUCCACGUUGUUGUAUUCAAAAGUGUUUCUUUUAUCUUACGAAUGUUGUAUUCUGGUGCUAAUUUCCACGUUAUUGAUUCCAGUUCAUGAUUAUGUUUAUGCGGUUUUUAAGAGGUCUUUGAUUUGUAAUCAUACAUAUUAUAAUUAUCGUUGAUUGUACAAUGUUUGCAUCCAUGAACAUUACAUCAAAGUUACAGCUGUAAAUAAAAGAACCCUUCUCAUAA